AUGAGUAUACAGGCAGCAGCGCUUGUUCUUGCUCCAAAAGUCGUUGCAAUUGUCGGUGGAGACGAUGCUUCGGUUGGCGAGUUUCCUCACAUGGCUCUGCUGGGCCGGCCGUGCUCCAAAGAUACUUGUGGUGAAAACGAUUCUGGCUUCGAUUGGUUUUGUGGAGGCUCUCUCAUCGCAACUCGGUUCGUCCUGACGGCGGCGCACUGUGCAUACGCUUCCAUGCCGAACCCUCCGACGAUCGUCCGCCUUGGAGAACACAAUCUCAAGGAUAGCUUUUCUCCAAACCGCCAGGACGUUGAGGUUCAGAGGAUCGUGCACCAUCCGGGCUAUCACUACGCAUAUUACGAUAUCGCACUGGUGCAACUGAACGUCGCGGUUACUGUCAACGCCUACGUACAACCCGCGUGCCUUUGGACUCACGAUAAUGAUCCUGAUUCUCCGUUGAUAGCCACUGGAUGGGGAAAUCUUGGCUACUAUAACGAACAGGCGACGGUUCUACAGCGGGUACAGCUUCUUAUUGUACCGAAUUGGCAGUGUAACCAAAUUACAUUCCACAACCGGCGUCUGUGCUACGGAAUUUUGGAGAUGCAAUUGUGUGCCAGUGACCCGCAAGGUGGGAAAGAUACAUGCUCUGGAGACUCCGGCGGUCCGCUACAGCUCCGAGUUCCGGAAGCAGAUCGGGAUGCAGGACUCUGCUCUAGACCCUACUAUUUGGUAGGUAUCACGUCAAAUGGUAUGAUUUGUGGUACAGUUAAUCAGCCAGGAAUUUACACGCGCAUUUCAAGUUUCGUUUCAUGGUGCAACCAAAUUACAUUCCACAACCGUCGACUUCGGCACGGCAUUUUGAACAUGCAAUUGUGCGCUGGUGAUCAGCAGGGAGGCAAGGACACGUGUGCCGGAGACUCCGGCGGUCCGCUACAGCUACCAGUGCCGGAAGCAGAUCGGGAUGCAGGACUCUGCUCUAGACCCUACUAUUUGGUAGGUAUCACGUCAAAUGGUAUGAUUUGUGGAACAGUUAAUCAGCCAGGAAUUUACACGCGCAUUGCGUCCUGCGUCAAGUGGAUUAGACUUGUUGUUGGUCGAGGCGUUUAG
This is a messenger RNA of Anopheles cruzii, 1095 nucleotides long. Its product is annotated as serine protease snake-like. The coding region runs from base 1 to 1095 and encodes 364 amino acids. NCBI's taxonomy places the organism in Eukaryota, Metazoa, Arthropoda, Insecta, Diptera, Culicidae. The record is from RefSeq and is a predicted model, not a curated record. Gene Ontology annotation, biological process: proteolysis. The transcript has 4 exons. Gene Ontology annotation, molecular function: serine-type endopeptidase activity.